UCCUCUACAUUCAUCGAGGCAUUUUCAUCACAAUGACAUCUCUGAAGUUUGCCUUUUAUCUGACUGGUCUGUUCUUGUGGAGAUUAGCUUUGACCAAUAAUGCAAAGGACCAUGUUCAUCUGCGUCAAGAGAGUGGUUUUAUAUCAAGGAACGUGGGAGAAAACGUGACUUUGCGAUGUUUCUAUAAAAGUGAUGUUGCAGCUAUGUUUUAUUGGUACAAGCAAAGUGUGGGAGAUAAGCCCAAGCUCGUCUCUUCCUUCUAUAAACAUGAUCCACAUGGCACUUUCAUUGGUGAAUUCAAAGGGAAUCCAAGGUUCUCGUUGGAAAUUCAAAAGGGUAACAACCACUUGAAAAUAUCUGACUUAGAUAUUUCAGAUACAGCCACUUAUUACUGUGUAAGCUGCUAUGCAUACAAAUUUGAAUUUGCCGAGGGCGUUACAGUCAGUGUAAAGGGUUCUGGAUUGAACCUUAACGCUUCAGUCCAUCAGUCUCCAUCUGAGACCGUCCAGCUAGGAGACUCUGUGACUCUGAACUGUACAGUAUACACUGGGACCUGUGAUGGAGAACACAGAGUUUACUGGUUCAAAGACUCUGAAGAACCUCAUCCAGGACUCAUUUACACUCAUGGAGAUGCAAAUGAUCAGUGUGAGAGGAAUCCCCACAUGCAAACACAGACUUGUGUCUACAACUUGGCAAUACAGAGCCUGGACCAUUCUCACAAUGGAACCUACUACUGUGCUGUUGCCUCAUGUGGAUACAUACUGUUUGGAAAUGGGACCCAAUUGGAAUUAGCAGAUGACUUCACAUCUUCUGACUUUCUUGUGCAUUUCUUAAGUGGAGUUCUGGCAUUCACCAUCCUCCUGAGUAUUGUAAUGGCUUUCCUAGUGUGCAGGAUGUAUAAAAGUGACCACUGCCCGUGUACAGAAUCUCAAGGGAGAUCUUCAGAUUCCUCCGGCGCUAAUGGAGAGGAUUACCAGGAUGCAGACAACCUCCAUUAUGCUGCUUUGAGGAAACAAAAUUUCAACCGAUCACGAAGACAGAUGGAUGACACCUACAAUCAGUGUGUGUACUCUACUGUAAGACACUAGAGGGGUUUUAUCUGUACUCUAAGGAAGUAUAGAUGAAAGCAUAGAUGAGUAUAUGAGAUUCUAUGGGCGUUUCUCAAACACAUUCUUCAAGGCCGGCUGUGAAUGAUGAUGAUGAUGAUAUUUACUUGUCUUGUUCUGAA
Messenger RNA from Mugil cephalus (flathead mullet), 1228 nucleotides. Its product is annotated as CD276 antigen-like. The transcript has 5 exons. Bases 33 to 1088 code for a protein of 351 amino acids. The record is from RefSeq and is a predicted model, not a curated record. Lineage: Eukaryota; Metazoa; Chordata; Actinopteri; Mugiliformes; Mugilidae. Gene Ontology annotation, biological process: response to bacterium.